Molecule: messenger RNA, 1424 nt
Organism: Etheostoma cragini (Arkansas darter)
Lineage: Eukaryota; Metazoa; Chordata; Actinopteri; Perciformes; Percidae
Gene: ggctb
Product: gamma-glutamylcyclotransferase b
Exons: 4
Coding region: 59-682 (207 amino acids)
Molecular function (GO): gamma-glutamylcyclotransferase activity
Source: RefSeq, a predicted model, not a curated record
GCAUGACAAUGGUGUGUGAGUGCUGGAAGGCCAGGGCUUCACUCGGUCUCUGCAGCUCAUGCUCUCUCCCCUCCAAAUACUCCACUGUCCACCUCCCUCAUCACUCCUUGUUCUCGUCUUCCUCCUGGCAGAAGCUGGUGACGGCAUGGAGAACAAGCACACCUUCCUGUACUUUGCGUACGGCAGCAACCUGCUGAAGGAGCGGCUGCAGCUGAAGAAUCCCUCCGCCACGGUCCACUGUGUGGCCCGGCUCAAGAACUAUAGAUUGGUGUUUGGGAACUAUAAAGGCCUAGCCAGUGACCGGUGGCAUGGAGGUGUGGCCACCAUCGAGCACAGCCCGGGGGACGAGGUGUGGGGGGUGGUGUGGAGGAUGAGCAUGUCGGACCUGGAGUCUCUGGACAGUCAGGAGAAUGUGAAGUUAGGUGCGUACAGUCCUGUGGAGCUCUCAGUGAAGACAAAAGGCCAGGAGCUCAACUGUCGUACGUACAUAAUGAACAGCUGUGUGUACGCCCCCCCGUCGCCACAGUACCUGCAGGUGAUUGUAAUGGGAGCGGAGCAGAACGGUUUGCCAAAGGACUACCAGGAGAGGCUGAGGGCCAUCAAGACCAACAUGUAUGAGGGCCCUCUGCCCAUGAUGGCUGAACUGGAGCGAGCCAGAAGGAGAGCCAAAGAGAGGGCCUGAGGAUGCAUGAUAAUCCAGCAGAGUCCAGCUCCACUUUCUCCCAAAGGAAAGUCCCCGUAGCACUGUAUGCAUCCCUUUACACAGGAGCUUCUCAACAAGUGGACCUUAGCUAGCUGCUGAAGGGUUAACUUAAACGUAGAACACAGCAGUGAUGGGUCUGUGGUCCGACCUGAACAGGCCAGUCCAGAUGAAAAUAACGGUCACAUUUGGACAGAAUAGUGGUGGGAAUAUAUACUUUAUACAUAACCUUUACCAGUUUCUUUCAACCCUUCUACACUUGGAUCCCCGAACUGAAGAGCACCAGAGACACCGUCUACAGACCCGAGGAGCAAUCUGGGACUAAAAACAGAACUUCUUGGGCUUCACAAUCUUGCAUUGUUUUAUGGUUAAAAUGUAUUUUAAUUUGCUAAUGUCAUGCUCCUAGCACCACUUUACGUAAUGGCAAUUAAAAUAUUCCUUAAAUGGCCAUACCAUAUCAUACAUGUUACUGUAGGUCCAGUAUGACAAGGAUUUGUCACUCUGCUCUACAGUACCAGACUACAAUGCCAUCACUUCCUGCAAUAAAAGCAGGCUUAAACAUAGAGAGCAACUCACUGCAGGAUUAUUUUCCUUCCUUUAAGAAAUUACAUUCUGAAUCUGUGGAUUUAAUUUGACAUGAAGGAAACAUGCAAGACAUGCUCAAUGAAAUGUAAUAAAUGUGAUGCUAAUUUCACUAGAUUAAAUAAAAUAAAAUGAAUACUCU